UGUGGCGCGCGGGGCAGCACGCUGUACCAUGCGAGCUAAACUCGCCGGACGUGGGGAUGUGGGCUCGAGCUCGACGGUGACGCGCAUCACCCCAGUGCACGCGGAGGGAAGCGAUUUUCCAGGAACUUUGGAGCGGAGGGUCCGCGGGGAAACAUGGCCGAAGGAGGGCCAGGCGAAGGCAAAGGUGGCGGCGGGGACCCCGCCAAGACCCCCGGUCCAGAAGAGCGGACCCAGUCAGGCUCCGGCUACUGCAAGUGGUUCAACGUUCGCAUGGGCUUUGGAUUUAUCUCGAUGACCCACAGCGAGGGGAGCCCGGUGGAGCCUCCACUGGACGUGUUCGUCCACCAAAGUAAGUUGGUGAUGGAAGGCUUCCGGAGCCUGCGUGAAGGGGAGCAGGUGGAGUUUACCUUUAAGAGGUCCAGCAAAGGGCUGGAGUCGCUCAGGGUAACCGGGCCUGGCGGGGGCCCCUGCUCCGGCAGCGACCGACGGCCCAAAGGGAAGGCCCCGCCCCUCAAACGCAAACCAAAGGGAGACCGGUGUUAUAACUGUGGAGGCCUGGACCACCAUGCUAAAGAGUGUGGCCUGCCACCUCAGCCAAAGAAAUGCCACUACUGUCAGAGUGUAAUGCACAUGGUGGCCCAGUGUCCCCACAAGGGGGCGCUGUCACCCUCCACUUCUCAGGACCCCCACCUCUCCUCCGCAGCCUCCACGCAGUCACAGGAGGAGAGCAGCCGCUCGGGCUCGUCCCCCCGCGAGGGCCCGUCGUCCUCUCCGGAGGAAGCGUAUCAGCGCGCCGCUCACGGCCAGCGAUGGAGAAAAACUCGAGACUGACUGCAAGCUCACCGCUGAACUUUCUGACCUUUCACCUCAUUCUGAGAGAGCCUGGAUCCAGCACCGUCUACCUCACGCGCUCGAGUAACAGGGGAGGUCCUCUCUUCCCGCGCAGCUACGGCAACGGUCCUCGCACCUGUGUUUGUGUGUGUGUGUGUGUGUGUGUGUGUGUGUGUGUGUGUGUGUGUGUGUUUGACACCUUGACUUGCCCUCUAUGCAACUACGGCACAGGUUAACGGGGGGUAACUGAGGUGGGGUGCAUGUUUUUGUGAGCAUAAGAAAUUUUUCUCAGCUCGUCAAAAGAAGUCGUCUCGAACGGCCAAGACUGACGUGAAUGUGAAUCUGGGUUAUAGUCUUUAUCUUCACUCAGCUAAUUAAUCAGCCCAUUCGUAUCACUGAGCUUUACAAAGGCACAAAUCACAAAACCCUUUUUUUUCCUUUUUAUAUGCGUCAACAUUCCUUCACCUCGUAAAAAGCAUUCCAUUUAGUUUCGACUUUAAAAGUCAAAGCCAGUAAGCAGCCAGACGCUCAGGAGCAUUGACCAAAAGAUGGCUAAUGCUAACGUCUGUGACGGCAACCACUCAAAAAAACCCCCAAAAAACCCAAAAACCCUGAAUUGAAGCGUUCCGGACUGUGUAGAAGUCAGAAGGCCACUCUUUGGUUAUUUAAGGAUAAGAUAUUCAUAUUUCAGCAUCAGGAAAAUGGAUAUUUAACAGCAACUAAAUAUCAUAGCAGUUUUUUUUUCCCUGAAUUAUUUUGUGCACUCCUUACAUUCCUACUUUCAGUUCUUCAAAGAAAUCUGCAGGGAAAUUUUUCCACACUUCCAAAGUUCAGUCUUAGAAGUUGGUCGCAUUUUCUGCUAAUAAUCCCAAAUACAAAUGCAGACCCAUCAGCACAAUAAAACCUGUUUAUGGGUUGUUGUGCUUUUAUUUUUGCUUGAUUUUUUUCCCCCCUUCCUUCAUGCAAGGGGAUUUUUUCAUAUGUAAUCUCCUCGUCUGAAAAAUGAAUGUAUUGUGCUUCAGCUCUUUUGAAGGGAUAUUAAAUAACUCAAGGGUGGAGUCUGACCACACAGUACUGCAGGCCUGUAGUGCACAGUGAGACGAAAAACUGUUUACACCUGGCAUUUCCAUGCGUCUCCCGUGACCACUUAAGAUCAGAUUUUGUGACUGGAGGAAGGGUACGGUGCACGUUUACCACGUCUUUCUCUCAAAAGUGACCAGCAAAACUUUGGACAAAACUAUGUACAAGCUGUCACAGACAUUUUG
Molecule: messenger RNA, 2096 nt
Organism: Pygocentrus nattereri (red-bellied piranha)
Lineage: Eukaryota; Metazoa; Chordata; Actinopteri; Characiformes; Serrasalmidae
Gene: lin28b
Product: lin-28 homolog B (C. elegans)
Exons: 4
Coding region: 154-831 (225 amino acids)
Molecular function (GO): nucleic acid binding; zinc ion binding
Source: RefSeq, a predicted model, not a curated record